UCUUGCAAUGAAACAGUGCACCAAUAAUUAUGGACCUGUAAUUUAAUGGCGCCUCUGGUCGUCUUCUUCUUGACACCAAAGUUGUUGCUUUCUUUGACUCUGUCUCAGAUUUUUGUGAGCUUCCGACAUUGACAGACAUGGGCAAAACUAGCAGAUGGAUAAGAAAUUUCUUGACAGGGACGACGAAGAAGGAUAGUAAUAAGGACAAGGACAGGUCCGAGAAAGAUCACUUUAAGGACGUCAGAGUCGCCGUCCAAACCCUAAAUUCCGCCGCCGACGCCCGGCCGGCGACUCCGGUGGCGCUGCCGCAGCCGACCACGCCUAAGGAGAAGCGCCGGUGGAGCUUCCGCCGCUCCUCCGCGACGGCGGGGAAUAAUUCCGACGAUCAGCACUUCACGGAAGGGGAGUCUAAGAAGCACGCAAUGGCGGUGGCUGCUGCCACCGCCGCCGCCGCCGAUGCGGCGGCGGCGGCAGCUAAGGCGGCUGCCGCUGUUGCUCAGCUCACGGCGGCGGCUGAGGCCGCCGCCGCCGUCAAAAUUCAGUCCGUUUUCCGGGCGUAUUUGGCGAGGAAGGCAUUGAAUGCGUUGAAAGGAUUGGUGAAAUUACAGGCGUUGGUAAGAGGUCAUCUUGUACGGAAACAGGCGACGGCGACGCUGCGGUGUAUGCAGGCGCUCGUGACCGUCCAAGCCCGGGCACGUGCGCAGCGCCUCCGCCUCACGGCGGAGGAACCAAAACCCGCCGCCGACCACCGCCACUUCCACCACCGGAAAUCUCUCCAAGAAAAUCCCCACCACGAAUUCACUCCCCCAACCCGCCGCCGGCCGGAUUCCGACAGAGCCCUCGAAGACAACAUAAAAAUCGUCGAAAUGGACGUCGCCGGCGCCGCCGCGUACAGCUACAAGCCUGCGACAAAAGCCCGAAACAGCAGCUAUUCAAACACCGACCACCACCGGAUCUCCGCCCAGCCGUCGCCGGCGGCGUCAGCGAUCACCGACAUGAGCCCGCGGGCCUGCAGCAACCACUUCGAAGAGUAUUCCUCGUUCGGGACAGCUCAGAGCAGCCCGCAGUGCUACUCGGGGCUAUCCAAACCCGACCCGACACGGACCCAGUAUCCGUACCCGAGAUCCGAGUACGGGGGCGGGGAAUCGCUGUCCCUAUACAACGAGUAUCCGUUCUACCCGAAUUACAUGGCGAAUACGGAGUCGUCGCGGGCCAAAGUCCGUUCCCACAGCGCCCCCAAGCAGCGGCCGGCGGAGGCGCCGCCGCCGCCGCCGUCGGCGUUCGAGCGGCAGGCGAGCCGCCGGCGGGCGUCGCUGGAAGGGAGGAACGUUCCGCGGGCGGUGAGGAUGCAGAGGUCGGCGUCGAAUGUGGGGCCGGGGGGUCAAAAUAAUAAUAAUAAUAAUAAUAAUAAUAGUAAUUAUAAUUAUAAUUAUUAUAAUUAUAGUAAUUAUAAUAAUAAUAAUAAUUAUCCUUGGUCGGUAAAGCUGGAUAGAUCGGCGAUGUCGCUAAAGGACAGCGAGUGUGGAUCGACAAGCACGGUUCUUACAAACGCCAAUUACUGCAGAUCUCUUGUGGGAUUUGAGGUGAAUGGAAGCAGGUACUGACUGAAUGUGGGUGAAGGACGAAUAAUUUGAGUCCCUUUUACAUUAAGCCAAUCCUAUUCAUUUGUAAUAAUCCAUCUGUCUAUUUUUCUUGUUUUUAUUACAUGAUUUAAAUCUCGAUGUUGUGUGACAAUGUCUUUUGUUAAUCUUGGUUUGAUGUUUGUGAUUUGUUUUGUCGAACUCCUGUAAGAAUGUUGUUAACUGUAAUAUUUGUUCA
Andrographis paniculata is the source of this 1818-nucleotide messenger RNA. Its product is annotated as protein IQ-DOMAIN 19-like. The transcript has 3 exons. Lineage: Eukaryota; Viridiplantae; Streptophyta; Magnoliopsida; Lamiales; Acanthaceae. The record is from RefSeq and is a predicted model, not a curated record. Gene Ontology annotation, molecular function: protein binding. The coding region runs from base 138 to 1604 and encodes 488 amino acids.